CCUCAGAACCUGGGGCUUCUCCUAGAGACAGGGGCCUCAGUCCCUACAGCCGUGCCCGAAGCUAUGGGGGAUGUGGUGCUGCCCCUGGAGGCAGAGGAGCCUAGCAUGGCCCGGGCCUUGGUCCGCAGUGUGGGUGGCUUCACCCUGGGAUUGUCCUUGGCCACGGCCUAUGGGCUUCUGGAGCUGCUGGUGGAGGGGCACAGCCCCUGGGGCUGCCUGGUGGGCACCGUCACUUUGGCUGCCUUCCUUAGCCUGGGCAUGGGGUUCUCCCGCCAGGUCCGAGCCACUGUCUUUCUGAUGCUGCCCCAGGCCUUCUCCAGGCAUGGCCGGAUGUUGCUGCUGGUGGCUGCCUUUGGGGUGGUGCUCCAGGGGCCUUGUGCCAACACUCUGCACAACUUCUCCCUGGCCAGUGAGGCUGUGGCCUGUGGGGCGGAGCUGGCUCUGAACCAGACUGCGGAGGUGCUGGAGCAGGCCAAGCAGCCCCUCGUCAGUGCUCUGAACAAGAUUAAAGCUAUUGCCCGCAAGGCCAAAGUGGUGGCUGACCAGAUCCGCAAGUUCUUUCGCUCAAUCAUGGAUGGCGUGAAGCACGUGGCCAGGGCCCUGAGGAAUGUGUGGUAUUGGCUCCUCCACAUCGGUGACGUCUGCAACUCCGAGCUGGGCAACCCUUACUCAAAGUGUGCGCGGGUUUUUGAUGACGCCAAAGACAACUGCAUGAAGAUCAUACCACAAGCCUACCACCUGUGUUACACGCUUGUGCCCUUCAAACUGGUGCUGUGUGGACUCGCCAGCUUGGUCCAGGUGUUCUGCAUCAUCCCCAAGUACAUCCAGCCCUUCUUGCGAAGGACCAUCGGCAUCCCUGUGAUGAAGCUUAUCAACCGAGUCCGUCAGGAGUUUGAGUUUAACAUGACAGUCACCCACUACUUCUCCGUGGACCUCAAUGCCUCUCGAAGCCUCUCCCAGGUGGCUCUGGACCUCCACGAGGCCAUCAGCCUGAAGCUGCACAGCUUCAGGGAGGCCCUAGCUCUGAUGGGCUACACCACGCCUCUGCUGCUCUCGCUCCUCUACCUCCAAGCCCUGUUUUACCGGUACGCCUACCUGAACUGGGAUGAUUUCGACAACAUCUACAUCACCAGCCGCUUCCUGCGCAAGGAGGCUGUGCGCUCCCUGGCAGGGCUGCCCACAGUGCUGCCGCUCAGCGCCCACGAGGCCAGACAUUACAUCCAGCCUGACUCCAUCUUCCUGUCCCAAUGGGAGCAGAUUUUUUACAUCCUGGAGUUCUUCGGCCUGAUGCGCCACCUUGUCUUCAUGUUUCUCCUGGUCUUCCUGGACUAUGCUGUCUUCUGGGUGCUCGACUUGGCCCGGUACCAGCUUCAAGGGGAGAUAGUGGCCCGCAGCCCCGUGUUAGUGACCAUAACCGUGGAAGGGACAGGAUACACAGGGAAUAUUUACCGUGACCUGGUGUCAGCUUUCGAUGUCCUGCAGCAAGGCAAUGUCAGCAUCUUGUCCCGGCGCUGCCUCCUGCAGCCCUCAGAGCCAGACUCCACCAGUUACAUAGUCAUCGGCGCCAUGUACGGCCUGUGCUUCUUUGUCACUCUGUGUGGUGGUUAUGUCAGCCGGCUCCGGCGGGUCAUCUGUGCCUCCUACUACCCAUCCCGUGAACAGGAAAGGAUCUCCUACCUCUAUAACGUGCUUCUAAGCCGCCGAACUAACCUGCAGGCCAACCUGCAACGAGCGGUGAGGCGCCGGGCAGCUGACCAGGGUCACGUGAGUGCCCCCCAGGAGCUGGCCAUCUGGUGCCCAUGGCUGAGACCAUUUAUCAGGCAGUUUCAGUCGCACCAGCCCUACUGCUUGGGCUGUGGGCAGCCUCCAGAGAAAGGGGACCUGGAGAGCUUUGUGUUCUGCAGUACGCCAGGGUGCCAAGGUCGCUACUGCCAGGACUGCUACCGCCUCCUAGGCAACACCUGCUCUGUGUGCGCCACUCCCCUCUCCUAUCAGGGGGACCUGGACAUAGAGCUGGACUCCAGUGAGGAGGAGGGCCCCCAGAUAUGGCUGGCUGCGGCUGGAAGGAGGGCCACUGAGGAGGAACCAAUCCUGCAGCAACAGCUCCACGUAGCGCUGGACAGCAGCCACUCGGAGCCGUCCAGCUCUGGGUCCAGUGACCUGGAGGACAAGGGGAUUUAGCAGAGGUAGCACAUGGCCAUGGCUCCUGCCUGAAACCCACCCAGGAUCUGCCUGGAUUUCUCAUCCCCUCAGAAAUCCUCUGCCCCUCAGCAGCCCCCUCCCCAGAACCCUCUGUCUCUCACCUCCCUCUCCUCCUGAUCCCUCCUCCCAUCCACUCCGAAAAUAAAGGAACCAAAAGUGGACACAAGUGUGAAUCUUAAAUUAUUAUUUCUUCCUGUCGCUUACACCCAAGGUGGGGGGGGGCAGGGCUAGGGGAAGGGAACAGGAGAGGAGGGGAACACCUCCCCUCCUAAGGCACUGAAUGGGAAAGCCACAGUAGGGAGAGGGGAGGCCACAUUGACCCACUCUCUGGGGCCAGGCCCCAGGUCUCCCCUGCCCUGGGCUCCCCUCAUCACCUGAAAUGCUAAGGUGAGGCCCAGGGCACCGACCUGCCCUCCCACCCCAAUAUAUUACAUCAUCACUUUUUAAAUAGAUACAGGGACUGGUUCCACUACCCCUUCCCUGUGACCCCUCCCCACUGUUGGGGGUACCUGGGCAGCUGUGCAAAUGGGCAUAGGGGUACAUGGGAAGGGGGUUGAGCACCGGGCCCCUGAACCUGCCCCUUGGAGAAGGAAGGGGGCCACCAGGCCAAUGAGGGAAAAUAGUGCAAGGCGGAGCCCAGGCCGCAAUGGGGGUCCAGCACCCAGCGAGGAAGGGGUUGGGGACACUCCCCGGCCCCCAGCAGAAUGGGGGAGUUAAAAAUCUGAAACUAGAUUUCAACAAAACCAACAGAAGAGGCUAUGUACAGAUGAGGGUGGAUUCAAUCCUAGGGGAAGUGAGAGGAUUCUUUUCCCCUGACCCACAAGGCGGCCGGCUGGCAAGGAUCUGAGAAGGGGUCCCUCUUCCACAGGACCGCAACGCAACCCACCACCUCCGAGAGAACGCGCCAGUCUGCGGGCCGGGGCUCCUGGGGGGCAGGAAGACAGCUGGCGCCCAAUGGCCGCGGGGGGCGCUCGCCCAUUUGCGCAGGGCUCGGCCGCCAGGUGGCGCCGGCUUGCCUGCUGCCCGCCAGGCUCCCCAACCCCUCACCCGGUCCCACACCCUGCGCCCCGCCAGCCCGGGGGCGGCGUGAGUCAGGGGCGGCCGCGGUGGCGGCUCCGGCUCGCACCUGGGCGGGGAGGAGGUAGGCAGAAGAGGGGAGACGCGCCCGGCCCGCCCUGCCCUCUGGCCCCGGGGAGGGAGCGGCGGG
Chinchilla lanigera (long-tailed chinchilla) is the source of this 3409-nucleotide messenger RNA. It is a transcript of the gene Dcst2, whose product is annotated as DC-STAMP domain containing 2. The coding region runs from base 64 to 2181 and encodes 705 amino acids. Lineage: Eukaryota; Metazoa; Chordata; Mammalia; Rodentia; Chinchillidae. The record is from RefSeq and is a predicted model, not a curated record. Gene Ontology annotation, cellular component: membrane. The transcript has 15 exons.